Molecule: messenger RNA, 1784 nt
Organism: Seminavis robusta
Lineage: Eukaryota; Bacillariophyta; Bacillariophyceae; Naviculales; Naviculaceae
Source: the annotation of a GenBank genome assembly
CGUACGGUACAUUUUGUGAGUCGUUUGAUUUUUCAAUUUUAAAACUAAUUUUGGAAAAAUUAAAAUGUGAGACAGCGAUGCCUCAGUUUGCGGACGUUCUAUCCUGUCGCAAUACCAGAGGGACUGAGGACUCAUUCAAGGGACUAAACUUCCUCCAAACCUGCUUCUCAUUCAUCCAGCAAUCUUGUCUUGAACGGACGCAGCAACCUCUCUCAUCACCACAACCCAACACCAUCGCUGUGUCAACAUCUGUAUACUAGCUAGUACGGUAGUUGUUCUCCUUUUUGACGCGUGUUGUCUGUGUUUCAAGUCACUCUCUGCUGCCGUCCUUUUCCGUGUCUAUCUUUCCAAACUUUGAUUUUAUCAUGACACUGUUGCAAGAUGUGAUCAAUGCCUAUCUGGCUCCCUUAUUGUCGAAACAUGCGGCUGGAGAUCCAGUGACACAUGACGACCUUCUGGCGUCCAUGGAAGCCUCCAAGGCCGUGUUGGCGAAUUCUCCCAACGAGUUUGUCCUGAAACGAGCUCAAAAUUUUCACAAUGCCCAACUCAACGCGUACAAUGACUCGGCCAAGAAAGCACUGGAGCAAUGGGCUCAACAACAAUCUCCUCCUGCAGUCCUCAAGGGGGAAACCCAAGCUGCUUAUAGUGCUCGAUGCUUGGCCUUGGUGAAAUCCACACGACCCAAGUGGCAUCUGGAGGAGUCCGAAUUGGAAAGUUGCAUUCACAGGCAUGUGCAGCAACGGGCCAAUGAAGUAUAUGCCCAACAACAAAAACAACACACCACCGGCCACAAGCGGGGACUUUCGGCGUUGAGCAGUGAUUCGGGUGCCGACGAAGAGGAUGGAGAGGUCAUUGAUGGAGAAGAGGGUGACAACAACAAUAACAAUACACACGAGGACGACGAACAAAACGAGGAGGAAGAAGAUGGUGAAGAGGAAGAUGGCGAAGAGGGUGAAGUGGAGGAUGACGAGGAAAUGAGCCAGUCGGGGGAUGGGAAUAGCACUACUGUGGAAGCCAACACCAAUGGAAACAACAACACCACUGCCAAAAAUAAUGGAAACAACAACAAUGGCAAGAAAAAGAAGCCUCAACAAGGACGAAAUACGAAGAAACGCGUCAUCAAAAGGAAAUCGGCCAUCCAGAAAAAGGGGCCACCUGGAAACCAAAAGGCCAACAACAAUAACAAUAAUGGCGCUGCCAAUAAGAAACCCACAACCCGCAAAAAGCCACAGGGCAAAAAGGGAGGUCGAGUUGGCAACAACAAGAAUGCGUAAAGGAUAUUGGAUUCUUGCUGCAAAGAGGCGUGUGCUUGCUGAAUGGGCAUUUUUCCUUCCAUUGGAUGGGAAGAAAAAGUCAAUUCGAGCUUCCUCAGUUUUCAUAAUACAACAAACAGUAAAUUUUGGUCCGUACCUGCCUGGCAUGAUGAAUCAUGGUGCAUGUCCAGUGGCCUCUCAAACUAAAUUUUAGGAUCAACAAGAAUCUCCUCUUUUGUACAUUGCUUUGGUUGCGGAAGUUCCGUAAGGCUAGAGCAGCACCAGUAGACCCCGAUCAUACAAACGGCAGGUUUGAAAAUCACUCCAUCUUGUAGCAAGAGCAAGGAUCACAUAAAUGCUGGCUAACCUCCGGCAAAGAAACACGGGGGAAAUUGGAAGGGCGCUGCACAAUUUACGGCAGAUUUAGAUGAUUUUACCGCAUCAGCUCGACCACAUCCCAAGGUUUCUCCAAGGUCCUAGCUAGCAAGUUCCAAACAGAGACAUGGAACUGGCCCCAGCACUUUUUAAGAG